UUAUGGUUGAUGUAUUUGUCGGCAAUAGACUUAUCAUAUCCACUUAACUAUUUUUUUUAAUUUAUUCAAUUCAAUUCAACCAAUCAACCCCCUAUUACUCCAUCACUCAUUUCAGAUUCAGACUCACAGUAAUACUCACACACAACACACUCUCUUUAACAUGGACGGUCUCAUCAAGGGCUUGAUCGACGUAACUCUCGGCGGCAACAACAACGAUCGCGAUCAAGAUAACAACGACGAUGAUCGUCAAUCACGAGACGAACGAUCCAGAUCCUCUUGGGCGGAGGUCGUUUCCGGAGAUCAGGAUUCCGAUCACCGUCCUCAGCCUCAGGAGGAGUGGCAAUCCGAAGAUUCUAGAAUAUCCGGUAGACCUCACCACUACAAGAAGGAUGAAGUAGAACCAUGGCAAAACGAUAGUAACCGUCAAAGGCCAAAUAAGGAGCAGGAGUGGGAAUCUGAAAGGUUCAAUUCUUCCAAUAGACUGAACAAGUCAGAUGAAGAUAAUAACGAUGGAUGGCAGACUGUUGGCAAACCUUCAAGACAGACACACAAGGUUCCAAAGGAUAACUGGAACAGCUAUAAACUUCCUUCUGAUGAGCAACAAUACUCCAAUGAAGUUGAGGUUGGUGCUAGAGUAGAGCCCUCAGAAGAUGAACUCGCUGAUCUAUCAAGAGCUUGUGAAAAACUCUGGGAACUGGAUUUAAAUCGUUUGGUACCUGGCAAAGACUAUGAAAUCGACUGUGGUGAAGGGAAAAAAGUUUACCAAAAGGAUGAUAUGGCGCAGGGGAGCUUGUUUACAUGGGUUAGUGAUGAUGUAUUCCGAAAGCCUACUUAUGCUCGAUUUCUUUCACUCUUAGAUAAUUACAAUCCACAUCAAGGAUCUAAGGAGGUUGUCACAUCUGAAGAGAAACAAGAGCAAGCUUCUUUCAUAGAGGAAAUUAGUAGAACAGCACCGAUUAAGUAUCUUCACAAGUUUCUUGCAUCCAAAGGAAUCACAUCAGGGAGUUCCCAAGAUUUCAAAAGAUUGUUGACCAGUUUGUGGUUUGAUCUUUAUAGCCGAUGUGGAACUUCUGGUUCCUCUUCUGCUUUUGAACAUGUUUUUGUUGGAGAAAUCAAACAAAGCAGUGAAGUUUCUGGAUUUCAUAACUGGCUGCAGUUUUACCAUGAAGAAGCAAAGGGAACAGUUGAUUAUCAAGGCUAUAUUUUUCCCCGUCGACGUGGUGAAACUCCUGACUCUGAAACCCAGCUUCUGACACUUCAAUUUGAAUGGAAUGGUGUUCUGAAAUCUGUAUCAAGCACUUUGGUUGGAGUGAGCCCUGAAUUUGAAAUUGCUUUGUAUACCCUGUGUUUCUUCGCUGGUCAAGAAAAUAACCACAUUCAGCUUGGUCCAUAUGCAGUCAACAUCAAGUGCUAUCAUUUAGGCAAUCAAAUUGGAUCUGUUUUCCCCAUUGCAGAUUCAUGAAUGUUCAAUUGCAAGCAAUGAUGGUAGUGUUUUCCCCCCUUUGAAAUCAUGUCUUAUUCAUAUUUGGUGUACCUUGUAGCUCAUAGCUGUAAAAGCAACAAUACCAGAUAGAUCUACUAGUACAUGGUAAAACAGUACUGAGGGGAGUAUACAUGGUAAAACAGUAUUGAGGGGAGUAUACAUUUGAUACGUUUUUAUUUUUAUCUUUGAUGGUUUGCGAUUUUUUGGUAAUUCAGAACCACAAUCCAUAUAUGUUAUUGUGUAUUAUUGUUAAAAA
Messenger RNA from Vicia villosa (hairy vetch), 1739 nucleotides. RefSeq lists its product as uncharacterized. NCBI's taxonomy places the organism in Eukaryota, Viridiplantae, Streptophyta, Magnoliopsida, Fabales, Fabaceae. Gene Ontology annotation, molecular function: RNA endonuclease activity. Bases 161 to 1462 code for a protein of 433 amino acids. The record is from RefSeq and is a predicted model, not a curated record. The transcript is spliced from 8 exons.